This is a messenger RNA of Polychytrium aggregatum, 2098 nucleotides long. Its product is annotated as pyridoxal phosphate-dependent transferase. NCBI's taxonomy places the organism in Eukaryota, Fungi, Chytridiomycota, Chytridiomycetes, Polychytriales. Gene Ontology annotation, biological process: biosynthetic process. The record is from RefSeq and is a predicted model, not a curated record. The transcript is spliced from 11 exons. Bases 478 to 1950 code for a protein of 490 amino acids. Gene Ontology annotation, molecular function: pyridoxal phosphate binding; L-alanine:2-oxoglutarate transaminase activity.
GCUCGCUAUCUCUCCAGAUUAGCCUGCUCGCUGCGCUGAUUCGUCCCCUGUCCUGCGCUGCUGUCGAUCGGGCUUGCCAGCCGCGACCAGUUGCCUGCAGCUGGUCUCUGUUGCGGCCGCAGUCUCCGCCAGUGUCCAUCCCGUCCUGGCGCACAGCCUGCAUCCGAUACCCCGAGCCACCCGAUGAUGUCGGUUGGGUCAGCUCGUGCUGCUGGCUGGCCGUCAUGUGGGGGUUUGGUCCGGGCUCGCUCGCACAAGCGACUGCACCCUGGUUGGGCCCCACAGCAAUCGUCAGCCGGCUCGCUCGUCUAUAUAGAGCCCUCUUCGCUGCCGACCAUCGACUUUGCUAUCACACCCUGGCUCUCUCGGCGCCACCCUCGUCUUCCUCUUCCCGCACCCGGCAGCAGCUGCCCCUGUUUCGUGUGUUUCUGAUCCCAGGUCCCGCUCUCUCUGUUCGUCGCCAACCCGCUCCCAACAAUGACCAUCCAACGAACAGACAAGGUUCUUCAGGUUUCCAAGCUCAACCCCAACGUGGUCAAUGUUGAGUACGCUGUCCGCGGUGAGCUCGCUAUCCGUGCCGAGCAGCUGAAGGAGCAACUCGCCAGCACCCCCGGUUCGCUGCCCUUCAAGACCAUCACCAACUGCAACAUCGGCAACCCCCAGCAGCUCGAGCAGAAGCCCAUCACCUUCUUCCGGCAGGUUGCUUCCCUGGUCGACUACCCGGAUCUGCUCAAGCCCGAAAACGCCCAGAUCACCUCGCAGCUCUUCAAGCCCGAUGCCGUCGACAGAGCCCGCACUCUGCUCGCUGCCAUGGGCGGCUCCUCUGGCGCCUAUUCUCACUCCAAGGGCAUCCCGCUCAUCCGCAAGCAUGUUGCCGACUUUAUCGAGGAGCGAGAUGGAUACCCCGCCAACCCCGAGCACAUUUUCCUGACCGCCGGCGCCAGUCCUGGUGUCCAGCUCGUUCUCCAGACCCUGAUCCAGAACAGCAACGUUGGCAUCAUGAUCCCGAUUCCCCAGUACCCACUUUACACUGCCUCCAUCGCCCUCUUCAACGGCAAGGCUGUCCCAUACUACCUCGACGAGUCUGCCGAGACCUUUGGUCUGGAUAUUGUCGAGCUCAAGAGAUCCAUCCAGGAGGCCCGCAACAGCGGCGUCGAUGUCCGUGCUCUCUGUGUCAUCAACCCCGGCAACCCCACUGGCCAAGUCCUGACUGAGGAGAGCAUGAAGGAUAUCAUUCGUUUCUGCCACGAAGAAAAGCUUGUGCUCCUCGCCGACGAGGUGUACCAGACCAACAUCUACCUCUCCACCCUCCCCUUCCACUCGUUCAAGAAGGUCCUGAAGAGCCUCGGCCCCGCUUACGAGGGGCUUGAGCUCAUCUCGUUCAACAGUGUUUCCAAAGGCAUGGUUGGCGAAUGCGGCCGCCGUGGUGGAUACUUUGAGUGCACCGGCGUCAGCGAUGACAUCAUCGACAUGUUCUACAAGGUUGCCUCGGUCUCGCUGUGUCCUCCUGUGCAGGGACAGGUCAUGGUCGAUCUCACCGUGAGGCCUCCCAAGAAGGGCGAUCCGUCGUACCCUGAAUACCGUGCUGAAAUCGAUGCCAUCUAUGAGUCGUUGAAGCGAAGAGCCACCAAGCUUGCUGCUGCCUUCAACUCGCUCGAGGGUGUCAUUUGCCCUCCUGCCCAGGGCGCCAUGUACCUGUUCCCCCGCAUCGUUCUCCCCCAGGGCGCCAUCGAUGCUGCCCAGAAAGCCGGCAAGCAGCCUGAUGCGCUGUACUGCAUGGAGAUGCUGAACGCCACCGGCGUGUGCAUGGUUCCCGGAUCCGGAUUCUGCCAGAGGGAAGGUACCUGGCACUUCCGUUCGACUUUCCUGCCCCCCGAGAACCAGCUGGAUAGCUUCAUCGACAGUGUUGCCCACUUCCACAACAGCUUUGUCAAGAAGUACAGCAACUAAUGUCCCAUGCGCGGCGCUCCCAGAGUGCUGACACUUUGAUGCAGCACCACCCCCCGUGGCUUAUCCAGCGGGAUUCCACAGUCGGCGGGUCAUGUCACUGCCAUUGCUCCCCCCACCUGUUUCUUGAAUAUACAUAUUUCCCACUGCA